UCAUCACGCAGCAACAAUGCCCAGAUCCAACAACAAGAAAUCGUCGACAUCCAAGGCCGACGGCGCCGCGCCCUCGCUCUUUGGCAUCCUCGCGAUGCUCACGGCGCUGCUGGCCGCCGUCUUCUACGUUGCCGAGCAGAACCUCGACAAGUUCUACAUCUUCGACCUCGACCAUCUGCAGGAUCUGUCGAAGCGCAGCAUUGCCGCGCACGGCGACGACACAAAGGCCAUUGUCAAGUACAUUGUCGACGAGCUGAGCGAGAAGCUGCCCAACAACAUCAACGUCCAGGAGGAAUGGGUCUUUAACAAUGCUGGUGGUGCAAUGGGCGCCAUGUACAUUAUCCAUGCCAGUAUCACUGAGUACCUCAUCAUCUUUGGCACCGCCGUCGGCACCGAGGGCCACACUGGCCGCCACACGGCCGACGACUACUUCCACAUCCUCACGGGUGUCCAGCAGGCCUACGUCCCCGGCGAAUAUGCGCCCGAGGUCUACCCUCCCGGCUCUGUGCACCACUUGCGCCGCGGCGUUGUCAAGCAGUACAAGAUGCCCGAGUCCUGCUUCGCCCUCGAGUACGCGCGUGGCUGGAUCCCCCCUAUGCUCUUCUUUGGCUUUGCCGACGGCCUUUCCAGCACCCUCGAUGUCCAGACUCUCUGGCACACUACCCGCAUCACUGGUAGAGAGAUGAUUGGCAACUUGCUGCGUCUCAAGAUCUAAGCUGGUUACAAGGGAUGAGCUGUUGUGCUAGUACAAAAAGAAUUUGGGGUUUGGGUUCACGUUGCGCUGCCACUUCGGCACAGACGUUCACAAAAGGGAUAUUCUUUAUAGACUUAAUGUUUUAAUCUUCAAGGCAAUAUUACAUUUCCAAAUAUUAAUCGGCUUGAAUAUAAGAAGCCUCGGCUUAUAGUACGUAACAAGGCCACAUGGCCAGUAUAUUCAUAAUCCGUUUUGUCCGCUGUACGCCAGUAAAAAAAAAUGAUGACAAAACAAGGCCCAUUUUGGUAUACAAUGAGCAUGCAGAAAUGAGCCCUCCCAUAAAAACCCGCGGGUGCAAAUCCGUGAUGCACUCCGCCAUUCGAUUCCCUUUGCUUUUUGCGUAAAAACAAGAUAACCAACACGUAUGUUCACAUCAAACAGGUCGUAAUAUGUGCGCUCCCACCAGGAGACGAAUAGAAGCAGCAAUACAAGGCACAAUCAUGCCAGCCAAUGCUCUGCUGUUCGCUUCAGUCCUCCCAUAACCAGUCCGUCAUCAUCGUCCGAGUCCGAGUCGUCCGAGUCGUCAUUCAAGCGUAGCUGCUCGACAAUCGUAGCAGCAAUGUUCAGUUUCUCGUCAUUAAUAUCCACUUCUUCAUCAUCAAACAUCCAAGUCAAUCCAUUCUCCUCUUCUUCAAGCGGAAACACCUCGCGGGCGUACUCUUCCAAACCUCGAGGACCUUCCCACAGCUCAAGCGCUUCAGUCGGGCAGUUUCGCUCUAGUUUUGCGUCGCCAAAGUAAGGCGGCUGCUUCUUGGGAUCUCGCUCGUCCAGUUUAAAGAGCUGCUCCAGUCCUUCAAGCUGCUGGCGGUAUCCGGCAGGGAUGCGUACUUUGAUGUCGAUUGGGCCGCGAACAUAUCGAACGGGGCGGCCAACGCCACGAGAGAAGAGAUCACAAGCCUCCGUAGGUGUGAGAUACUCAUAGGCUAGCGCAAUUCGCUCAUUGCGCCACUUUGCGACACCGUCUUUGAACAGCUGAAGAAUGGCAGGGCCAACGUCGUGCUCAGCAUCUAGCCAUGGGAGCUUGGCGUGCUCGUGGAAAGCUCGUCUCCGUAAAAAGUAGUAUUAAUAAAGGCAAGCUGGGCGCCACGGAAGAGAUUUGAGAUGAGCUCGUGAUUGACUCCGACACCGGAAAGAGGGCCAUUUUGCGUAACAUCUCUGUUCUCAGCUGUCGGCUUAUGCCUAACAUAGAGAUCACCAACAAUAACAGUGACGUUUGGAUUUGUUGAAACUUCGGUCGCAACGACGCCCUCGAGAUUUCGCAACUGUGCGCGGACAUGGUAUCCGACAGCGGUGGCAACCCGAAUGAGCGACGCUGCUUGGCGACCACUGGCGUUGAUGAUGGCGAUCGUCUUAUCUGGUGCGGACAUGAGGCGCUUGGGAGGGCGGAAGGUAAGAGAAUUAUUCCGCGAGUUGGCAAGGGGGGAUGAUUCCGAGUAUGACGAGCGCGAGUGCUUGUGUUGCUUGCGGUAGUAUCCGUUUUGAUCAGUCGGCAUGCGGAUUGGGAGACCAGUCAUGAUGGAGGUGUUGAGUUGGGCCGGCAUGGUCGCAGCGGACGUCGGCGCACUAGCUGCUGGCCACGGCUUGUACAACCCAAUUGACAAGCCACAGGAAAGUCAGGAUUCCUGCAAUGAGACAGAAUUUCCAAAUCGUGGAGUCGAGCACGAGACCUUUUUUGCCCCAGCCUAUGCUUUCCUUGGGUGGAAUUUCAAGAGUUGUUGUUCCCCCUCCUUUGGGGCACACGAUCGGCUCGUCGCUGUUUAAACGGCUGUCGAUGGGGGUGGUGACUAGCAGCGGUUACCGGCUCGGUUCAACAGCAAACACACAAGGCCUCAAACCUGCCGCUUUGCGCUGAAAAGAGAUGUGUAAAUUGCCAACCGCAAAUCGAGGCACAAGCUCGACGACGUCAACGACACAACAAGUGUGGUGGGCGUCGUCUGGACUUUUUGACCUGGCGGGGGCCACAGUCCGAACGAUGGCCGGUGCAAGGCGGCCAGUCGCGGAAUUGCACAAAGACUUUUUUCUUCGCCGUGGUUCUGGCUGCAGAGGGCGGGGCCGUAGGUGGAUGUGCUUGGUGCGUCGUGUAACGGCCCAGACGCAAGGAUUUGGAGGUGAGGCGUGUGGGAAUGGUCGAUUGCUGUUGGAUGGUUUAUAUGCAGUGUUGGAAGUGAAAAUGCCAAACGUAUGGUAGUCAAAAGUCUUGCGUAGUGUCGACAGACUUAGGUGCAAUAACGAAUGCGUCACUGGCGAUCCAGUCUUUCGCUUAUCAGUGAGAAUGGAGGGGGGUUCCCAAAACCAGUGUGUAUAAGUGAGCGAAUGAGUGAGUGUAUCGAUUCGGGAUUGGUAGAGCGAAUGCGAUUGGCUUCGAUG
This is a messenger RNA of [Torrubiella] hemipterigena, 3121 nucleotides long. The record is from the annotation of a GenBank genome assembly. Lineage: Eukaryota; Fungi; Ascomycota; Sordariomycetes; Hypocreales; Clavicipitaceae.